UACGGAACAUAUUGCUUGGAUGGAAAAGACCUUUGACCUUGCAGAAGAAGCAUUAAAAUCAGGAGAGGUUCCAGUAGGAUGUAUGCUAGUGUAUGAUGGCAAGGAAAUUGCUGUAGGCAGGAACGAAGUGAAUGAAACCAAAAAUGCCACAAGACAUGCUGAAAUAGUUGCCAUUGAUAAAGUUUUGAAAUUUUCAGAAGAAAAUGAAUUGGAUUCAAAAGCAGUUUUUAGACAGUGUGUACUGUAUGUUACAGUUGAACCCUGUAUUAUGUGUGCUGGAGCACUUAGACAAGUGGAAAUCCCCUUAAUUAUUUAUGGAUGUGCUAACGAUAGAUUUGGUGGAUGUGGAUCCAUUUUGCCUGUUCAUAGUGCUGAGUUACCUUCCCUUGGACCAUCAUUACAGUGCAUAAGUAAUGUGAUGGCUGAACGAGCAAUACAGUUACUCAAAGAUUUUUACAAGGGGGAAAAUCUGAAUGCCCCAGAAAAUAAACGUAAAGUUAAAAACUGUUAAACAAUAAA
Mytilus californianus (California mussel) is the source of this 519-nucleotide messenger RNA. RefSeq names its product tRNA-specific adenosine deaminase 2-like. Gene Ontology annotation, cellular component: cytoplasm; nucleus. NCBI's taxonomy places the organism in Eukaryota, Metazoa, Mollusca, Bivalvia, Mytilida, Mytilidae. The transcript has a single exon. The record is from RefSeq and is a predicted model, not a curated record. Gene Ontology annotation, biological process: tRNA wobble adenosine to inosine editing. Gene Ontology annotation, molecular function: zinc ion binding; tRNA-specific adenosine-34 deaminase activity. The coding region runs from base 20 to 511 and encodes 163 amino acids.